Molecule: messenger RNA, 683 nt
Organism: Rubroshorea leprosula
Lineage: Eukaryota; Viridiplantae; Streptophyta; Magnoliopsida; Malvales; Dipterocarpaceae
Source: the annotation of a GenBank genome assembly
GCCGCCUGCGGUGCCUAUAAAUUCAAACCCCAUACAACCACGUUCUCCAAUAACUUCUCCAUCUCUUCUUACUUUCUUCUACACAGUAUCUACCUUUCGCAUCUGAAAAAUGGCAAUGGCUGGAGUUGGGUUCGGUGGAGAUAGCUUAGCGGAGGCUUACGUGAUGCGGUCGCUGUACAAGGAGAAGAUGAAGAAACUUCAAAAGGGUCAACCGGAAAUGGGUGAUAAUCGUGAGGAGAAGGAAAUCCAAAGUGGUUGUUUCUUCUGGGUUUCAAGGAAGAACCACCAUUCUGCUAAGGUUUCUUCUUCUGCAGAUUCUGCUCCGAAACAUUCCGAGCAAACAUGGGGGAAUCAAAGCAAGUAGUUGGAGAGAUUUCUUUGCUUUUGGCCUUUUAGCUUUUUGGCAUCACAGAGGCAAUUUACUGUUUCUUUUGGGAAGCUAAGGAUGAGAUUUUUUUUUUUUUUUUUUUCAUUUUUAUUAUGAUUCUUAUUUCCAAUUAUUACAAGGAAAAAAAAAAGAGAGAGAAUAUUGGGAAAAGCUGUCAGUAAGGAUUGUUCUUGUAUUAUGUACAAAAAGAAAUUGUUUGUAUUGUAUUCUUAAUUUUUUAAUUAUGGAAAAAAAAAAACACAAAAAUGGAAAAAACCAUAUUUGUAUUGGGAACGUAUAAAUGAUCAGUGGAGUU